Molecule: messenger RNA, 3245 nt
Organism: Chilo suppressalis (striped riceborer)
Lineage: Eukaryota; Metazoa; Arthropoda; Insecta; Lepidoptera; Crambidae
Source: the annotation of a GenBank genome assembly
UCCUAUUCUUAGUUGAAUCGCAUUAUAUAAUGAAUCGUUACUUAAGUAUACAAUAUAAAAAUCGGGAUACGUGUUCGCUAAAUCCUCUUUAAGCUUUUCUAAGGGAGGGAAAAGCAAAAAUCAGUAGAUGUCCCGAUUAAUCAGGAAGUUUUGUAUCACUGCUAUACGCUUUCAGAGUGUCGACUGAGCUCCCAUGUCUAACAGCGUUUUCACUACCUAAUCGUCAGGUCGCGUCGUAAGGGAGCAAUUGUCCCUUAAAAUUGGGUAGAGUAAAUCCCGCAUGCUGUAAAGCCCGCAUUAAGAUGGCAACAUCCUGUUUCUGGUCGGCUCUUUUGUUUAUGGCCCGUAAAAUACCGUUUCUUUGUUUGACGAAUUGCUGUUCGGACAUAAUUGCUUUUCUCUAUGGUUUUGACUUUUUUGGCGUUUACUUGCACUUUGUAUUCGCAUGUUAACUUUUGGUUUCUGGGAAACCUAAACUUUCAAGGUUAUAUAGUCGUGUUAAUUCUAAGAAAGAUAGAUUAUUAAAUUAACAGUGACAGUGCUUCACCGAUUACCUGAAUAGAAAUAGCGCUGUCUAGGCAGAUCAGUUUACUGAAACGUUUGUGCAAUAACGCUAACAUCAACAUGAAGUGCAAAUUAUGUUCAGAAGAAAAGAGCGGGCCGGAUCAUGAUAUUUCUCCAAAGCACUUGAAAAAUAAAGCUCUAUAUGACUAUUCAGUGGAGAGCAAGAAACAUGCUGGCAACAGAAAGGGUGCUAUUGUGGCAUGUAGUGUGAAAUCAUCAUUCACAAGUAUUAUUGACAAUGCUGAUCCAAAAAUUAAAAUUUCAGCGAAACCUAAGGAAGAGCUUAAAUUCAUUUUUACUGUUUACAAUGAAAGUAAAAAAGAAGAUUUAUUAGUAGUCUUCAUUCAAAUCCCUACAAAUAAGUUGAACUUCGUAAUGAACAACCAUGGUUUGAAUAAAGGAGGUGCACCUCAAUGUUUAAAGCCAAAGCAAAAGCUAGAAAGGGAUGUUUGUGUGACAUUCCGAUCUGAUGAAAUAGGCCAAUACCAAAUGCCUGUAGGGUUCUUAUUGCAGAAGAAAGAUACGAAGGAAAAUAUUUUUAUCAUUAGAGACAUGGUAGUAUUUGUAGAAGAGAAACUGAGGCAGCAUCAGAAGUUGCAUAGUCCGUACGCUGACAAAGAAGUUAAGGCAAAUAUUCUCCUGAAGACCGAUAUGGGAAGCAACAAUGACACGCACGUAUUCGGCAUUCCGAAGAACUACAAGCAGAUUUACGCCAGCGGACUCAAGGUGCAGGAAGGCGCUCCCGAAGAGAUGAAACAUAUGGCCGAAGAUAUCAAAAAAUGUCUGGACGACGGCGCUACCAAAGAAAACUACGUUAGAUUUUUUCACAACCUACUGUGGUACGAAGAGACUAUCGUCAGAAUCAAUUUAAAAAAGUACAACAUGAGCGAGGUUCCCCUAAAGGUGGUGAUGCCGGGCUACGUGUACUCGCUGCUGGUGCCCGGCCUCGCCGAGAAGCGGCCCUCCCUGCUCGUGGGUGAUUUGUUGUUCAUCAAGCCCUCGAAUACAGACGAAGAGAUGUUCGAGGGAGUUAUUUCCGAAAUCAACCACAACACCAUAUCAAUCAAUGGCCUCCAUCAAAAGUUCGGUAAGCACUACAGCGCCGAGGCUCGGUUCGACGUGCGCUUCUUCCUGUCGCGGAUGUCGCUGGAGCGGAUGCAUAUGGCCGUCGACUCUGUGUUCCGCCACGGCUUCGAGGACAAAGUAUUCCCCAAGAGGAACCCUAAAGCUAAGCCGCUUCAAGAUAAUCUGAUAACAGAAUUCUAUAACUCGGACGUGGGGCGAAAUCCCGAACAACGCGCCGCCGUGAACCGCAUCCUGCACGCGGCGGGGUCUCCGGCCCCCUACCUGCUGCACGGCCCCCCCGGCACCGGCAAGACGCGCACGCUCACCGAGGCCGCGCUGCAGCUGGUGGCCCGCAAUAAAGACGUGCGCGUGCUGAUCUGCACGGACUCCAACAUGGCGGCGGACCACGUGGCGGUCGCCAUCGCGGAGUACGCGGAUAAAUUCCCCGCCAACCUGCUGCUGCGGGCCAGCUCCAAGUACCGCGUCUGGGAAACUCUUCCCAAGAACUUGUACAAGUACUCGAACGGUACCAGCGCCCGCGACUAUGAGAACGUGAGCACGGAGAAGUUCCGCUCCUACCGCAUCGUCGUCACCACGCUGCUGCACUCCGCCAAGUUCGUCAGACAGCUGAAAGGCCAGCGUUGCUUCACGCAUCUAUUCAUCGACGAGGCAGCGCAGGCGUCGGAGCCCGCAUGCCUCGUGCCGUGCGGCCUACUGAAGGAGCGCGGCCGGCUGCUGCUGUGCGGCGACCACCUGCAGCUGGGGCCCUGCGUCAUCUGUCGGCGCGCCGCCAGCCACGGGCUAGGAAAAUCCCUGAUGGAGCGCCUGAUGGAGAUGGAACUGUACAAGAGCGAAGACCCCGACUACGUGAUGAUGCUGCUCAACAACUUCCGCUCCGACAGAGACAUCCUGCAGCUGCCCAACGAGCUCUUCUAUAAGAACAAACUUAAUCCGUGCGCCGGACAGGACGCGCUGAGUUCUCGCUGCAUACUGUCGGAGCGCCCUCACAGUCGCGCCGUAGUGUUCCACGCCGUGUUGUCUCACGAGCAGCGACACGGGAAGUCGCCCAGUUACUAUAACAUGAUGGAGUUGGAGUUGAUCCAGAAGUACGUGAAGGCGUUGAUCCAGAACCACGGCGUCAAGGAGGAGGAGAUCGGCAUCGUGGCGCCUUACAUCAGACAGGUGUACAAGACCAAGGAAUGGCUGUCAACAGCCGGGUACUUCCGCGUGGAGGCCGGCACCGUGGAAGCCUUCCAGGGGAAGGAGAAACGGGUCAUCAUCAUCUCCUGCGUGCGGGCCAACCACCAGCUGCUGGCCCACGACGCGCGCUACCAGCUCGGCUUCCUGGUCGACGACAAGCGUUUCAACGUGGCUAUCACCCGCGCCCGCGCAAAGGUGAUAGUGAUCGGCAAUCCCCUCGUGCUGCGUUGCGACGACAAGUGGCGCCGGUACAUCGACCUGUGCCAGCACCUCGGCACCUACUACGGCCUCACCGCCGACCAGCUGCGGCAGGAGCCCAUGCUGGGGGACAUACAGCCCAUGCUGCAGCAUAUGAGGCUCGACCACCUCGACGGCAACUAGACCGCACCGAUACCUGCACCGGCCACCCGGCGCGC